AUGGAAUUGAAGAAGAUAAGCUUGUGGCUAAUUGUAAGGCUCGAUGGAUCACUGUUAGCUCAGUUAAAGAUCCAAUAUGUGCUUCGAGACAAGGUCUUGGUGGCUCAACAGGUGGAUGGAAAAGUAAAGGAGAUCAAGAAGAGGGUAAACCAGGGUACAGAGAAAGCAUUCCAAAUGUUAUCUAAUGGGCUAAUAGCUAUGGGUAGGCAAAUUUAUUUGCCUGGUGAUAAUACUUUGAAAGAAGUUUUAAAAGAAGCUCAUGAAUCCCGAUUUGCUACUCAUCCUGGAAGUACAAAUGUAACACUCGACGAUUUCACGGAUGGUCAAUCGGAAAGGACCAUUCAAACUCUCGAGGAUCUCCUCCUGUGUGCUGGAGUUUGGAGGGAACUGAGAGGAUCUCCUACCAUUGGAGAAAGGAAGCUUUUAGGACCUGAAAUGCUGCAACUGACAACUGACAAAGUGAGGGUGAUUAGAAAGAGGAUUAAGGAAGCCUAUGAUAGACAAAAAAGUUACGCAGAUAGCCGAAGAAGGCCUUUGGAAUUCCAAAUGGGGGAUAAGAUUCACAAUGUAUUCCAUGUGUCAUUGUUGCGGAAAGCCAAGAUAAACCCCUCACGGGUAUUGCCACAAGUUCCUAUGAACAUUAAAGGGUAUCUAACCAUGGAAGCUAAGCCUGUCAAGAUCUUGGAUUGA
This is a messenger RNA of Populus nigra (black poplar), 690 nucleotides long. RefSeq lists its product as uncharacterized. Lineage: Eukaryota; Viridiplantae; Streptophyta; Magnoliopsida; Malpighiales; Salicaceae. Bases 1 to 690 code for a protein of 229 amino acids. The transcript is spliced from 4 exons. The record is from RefSeq and is a predicted model, not a curated record.